Messenger RNA from Notechis scutatus (mainland tiger snake), 432 nucleotides. The record is from RefSeq and is a predicted model, not a curated record. NCBI's taxonomy places the organism in Eukaryota, Metazoa, Chordata, Lepidosauria, Squamata, Elapidae.
AGUGCCAGCUUCCAGGAAUUAUCUAGGGAUUUUGGACUUGGCUUGGUCUACGAUGCUCACAGUUUCCCUGUUGAAACUACGGUGGCUAAUUUUUCCUACAACGAUAUUCCUGAAAUGCAAGACCUUUCCAAUUAUCAGUCCCUCAAAACGCUCAUCCUGGACAAUAACAGCAUUGCGGAGAUUCAGGGCCUGGAGAAUUGCUACAGCCUGACCGACCUGAGCUUAGCCAACAACCAGAUCCAAGCAAUUACCGGCUUGAAAGAUUUGCCCAUCAAAACCCUCUGCCUGAAAUCGAACGAGAUCAAAACAGCAGUUGGCUUGGAAAAACUCAAGGUGUUACAAGUGUUGGAUUUGUCCGGCAACCAGAUCAGCAGCUUGGAGGGUCUGGAAGACCACAACCUCCUGCAGGACAUCAACCUGGAAGAUAACCAG